Molecule: messenger RNA, 3426 nt
Organism: Oryza sativa Japonica Group (Japanese rice)
Lineage: Eukaryota; Viridiplantae; Streptophyta; Magnoliopsida; Poales; Poaceae
Source: RefSeq, a predicted model, not a curated record
UUGCUCCUCUCGAUUCGCGAAAACCCUAAUUACCCCCAGCUUCGCCGCCGCCGUCGUCGCCGUCGCCACUGCAGCGGCAGCCAUGAAGCAGAGGAGGGAGGAGGAGAAGAAGAAGAAGGACAUCCUCGCGGGCUCCGACAAUGAGUCCGAUGGAGGCGGCGGCGAGGAGGAUCUCUCCAAGAUCCAGAUCAACGAGGAGUACGCCCGCCGCUUCGAGCACAACAAGCGGCGGGAGGCGCUGCAGCGCCUGGAGGAGCGCAAGAAGAAGGGCCUCGUCCCGCCGGAGGAGGAGGAGGAGGAGGACGACGACGACGACGAGUCCUUGUCGGACGACGAUGACGCCGCCAUCGCGUCCCGCCGCGUCGACCGCCAGAUGUUCGAGGUCAUCCGCCGCAUCCGGCGCGGCGACGCCGCCAUCCUCGACGCGAAGGCCAAGAUGUAUUCCUCCUCGUCGGAGAGUGAACCCGGCGACGAGGAGGGGGAGAAGCCCAAGAAGACGAAGAAGGAGCGGCCCCUGUACCUCAAGGACGUGAACGCUCGCCACCUGCUCGAGGAGGGCCCCGAGUUCGCGGCGCAGGCUAGCCAUGGCGGCCACAGCAGCAGCAAGUACGACAAGAUCGCCUACGACGAGCAGCAGAGGAAGGGGCUGGAGGCUUUCCUUGCGGCGGAGAAGGCGGCAUUAGGCAAUGGCGAUGGCGAUGGCGGCGAGGAUGAUGACGAUUUGUUCCAAGUGAAGCCGAAGGGUGGAGAUGGUGGUAACAAGGAGGAUGAUGACGAGGAGAAGAAGGAGACUGAGCAGAUACUGAUUGAUAUUUUCGGCAAAGACGAGGAGCUGGACGAGAACAGCAAGUUCCUGAAGAAAUUCUUCCUCGAGAGGCCGUAUCUCGAGACGGGCAGCGAGAAGAAAUACUCUCCGGAUGAUAUCCAGGAGGUAUCGGACGAAGAGGAGCAUCUCAUAGAGCAGGAGGAUUAUGAGACCAGGUAUAACUUCCGGCAUGAGGAAGCAGCCGCGACUGGUGCGGAUGUAAUGGACAGGGUGAUGGGGCAUUCGCGGUUUGUCGAGGGGUCUGUGAGGAAGAAGGAGAGCAGCAGGAAGCAGCAGCGCAAGAACAAGGAGGAGCGGAUAGCACGGGCCAAGCAGGAGCAGGCAGAGGAGUUGAAGCAUUUGAAGAACUUGAAGAAGAAAGAGAUCGCCGAGAAGCUUGAGAGGAUCCGGAUGAUUGCCGGAAUUGAUAGCGAUGCAGCUUGCAAGCUCGGAGCCGAUGACUUGGAGGAGGAUUUUGAUCCUGAGGAGUAUGACAGGAAAAUGAAGGAGACAUUCAAUGACAAUUACUAUGAAGCAGAUGAUGUUGAUCCUGAAUUUGGGAGUGGUGAGGAAAUUGAUUUGGAAAAACCAGACUUUGACAAAGAAGAUGAACUGCUUGGGCUACCCAAGGACUGGGCUCUUGAUGGGCAAGAUGGAUCGUCUGCAGCAGCUGAGGGGGCUUCUCAGAAAAAGAAAGGUGGAAAAGAUAUUGCAAAUGGUGAGGGGACAAAUCAGAAAAUGAAAGGAAAAAUUUCUUUGAAGGACAAGGUGGAGCUUGAGAAGGAGAUGGAAGAGUACUACAAGUUAGACUAUGAGGACACUAUUGGAGAUCUGAAGACUAGGUUCAAGUAUAAGCAAGUUAAGCCGAACAGUUUCGGCCUGAGCACCUAUGAGAUAUUGGCAUCAGAUGACAAGGAUUUGAACCAGUAUGUAUCCAUGAAGAAGAUAGCUCCUUACAGGGAGGCAGAAUGGAAGGGGACAAAGCCCGUGCCCGGCUCCGGCCUGCCGAUGUGGAAACAGGUAUCGAUCUCCGACGCGCUGCUGACGAACGAGAUACUCGUCAUGAGGAGGAUAGUGGAGAGCGUUGCGCCACAUCCUAAUGUCAUCAACCUGCAUGAUGUGUAUGAAGAUGUGCAUGGUGUGCACCUCGUCCUUGAGCUGUGCUCGGGUGGUGAGCUUUUUGAUCGGAUUGUGGGGCGUGACCGGUACUCGGAGUUCGAUGCGGCCUGCGUCAUUCGUCAGAUUGCUAGCGGGCUGGAGGCUCUUCAUAAGGCAAGCAUUGUACACAGGGACCUGAAGCCGGAGAAUUGUCUGUUCUCUGACAAAGAUGAGAAGUCCACACUGAAGAUCAUGGAUUUUGGUUUGAGUUCUGUCGAAGAUUUCAGUGACCCAAUCGUCGCGCUGUUUGGGUCAAUAGAUUAUGUUUCACCGGAGGCUCUAUCCAGGCAGGAGGUUUCAGCUGCUAGUGAUAUGUGGUCUGUUGGGGUAAUUCUGUACAUUCUUUUAUCUGGAUGCCCACCAUUUCAUGCUGCAACCAAUCGAGAAAAGCAGCAAAGGAUCCUGCAAGGUGAAUUCAGUUUUCAGGACCACACAUGGAAAACAAUAUCUUCAUCCGCGAAAGAUUUGAUUUCGCGCCUUCUUUCUGUUCAACCUUACAAAAGGCCAACAGCAAGUGAUCUUCUGAGGCAUCCUUGGGUGAUUGGAGACUGCGCCAAGCAAGAUCUCAUGGAUGCAGAGGUCGUCUCAAAACUGCAAAAGUUCAAUGCUAGAAGGAAAUUGCGGGCAGCUGCGAUAGCCAGCGUUUUGAGCUGCAAAGUGGCAUUGAGGACUAAAAGGCUGAGAAAUCUUUUAGGAACCCAUGACCUUACCUCAGAGGAGCUGGAUAAUCUGCGGCUUCAUUUUGGACGAAUAUGUGCAGAUGGAGAAAACGCCACUCUGUCAGAGUUUGAGCAGGUGCUGAGAGCAAUGAAAAUGGACUCACUGAUUCCCCUAGCUCCCCGCGUAUUCGAUCUGUUCGACAACAACCGUGAUGGAACCGUCGACAUGAGAGAGAUCCUGUGUGGGUUCUCCAGCCUCAGGAACUCACGAGGCGAUGAUGCUCUUCGCUUGUGCUUCCAGAUGUACGACGCUGAUCGGUCAGGCUGCAUCAGCAAGGAAGAGCUGGCAUCAAUGCUCCGAGCGUUGCCGGAGGAGUGCCUGCCAGGCGACAUAACGGAGCCGGGGAAGCUGGACGAGGUGUUCGACCAGAUGGACGCCGACAGCGACGGCAAGGUCACCUUCGACGAGUUCAAGGCCGCCAUGAACAAGGACAGCGCCCUCCAGGACGUCCUCCUCUCCUCCCUCCGCCCACAGUAGCAGCAGCAGCAGCAGCAGAAGCUUCUCAGAUUGAUCGAUUUCUUCAGGAAAAAUACUAGUAUCUGUACUGCUAAUACUUCUGCAGCGAAUGGCUGGCUGCCUUAUCUGAAAUUUUCAUCUGUGUCGGCUGCUGAAAUGGUAGCAAAACUGUAGCUGUUCUGUUGUCACCUCGUCCGAAAAAAUUAUGAGCGGUGCGGAUUUCACAUUUUCACUAUAUUCUGGGUGAAAUUGAAUAGCAAGCCGGGUAACAUAUUUACCUGAUUUCC